This is a messenger RNA of Peronospora matthiolae, 591 nucleotides long. NCBI's taxonomy places the organism in Eukaryota, Oomycota, Peronosporomycetes, Peronosporales, Peronosporaceae. The record is from the annotation of a GenBank genome assembly.
AUGACACGCAACUCCACGACCACCAGCGAUCGCCCUUUGGUGGACGCAAUCGAUGCACCGCCUUCUAGCAGUCACGACCUUGCAGACGCUUGCUCCUAUUCAGAAAACGGUCUGGAACGCUACUCGAACCGCCUGCUACAAUCACGCGUCGGGCGCGACCAGCAACGAUACGACGGGAACACCCGCUUGCUGGUGUGUAUCGCUGUCGUGUCGCGUCGUGCGAGACACGUUGGCACGGACACGGACGAGUGUCUGCUCAUUUCGAGCUCGAAACACCCGACGCAGUGGAUCUUGCCGAAAGGAGGAUGGGAGACGGACGAGUCGGUCGUUGAGAGUGCUCUGCGUGAAGCAAACGAGGAAGCAGGGGUGGCAGGCCACAUUGACAACUCGCUAGGCACGCUCGACUUUGUGAGCCAGCAAGGCAAGCCGUGCCGCUUCUACGGCUUUAAACUACAAGUCACCGAGAUCUUUGACGACUGGGCCGAGAACACGCGCUUGCGAAAGUGGGUAUCUUUUGCGGAGGCUCGCGAGCUGCUCCAGCAUCGACCUGAACUCUUGGAGAUGAUGUCGCGCGCGGCAGCCACGACUUGA